Medioppia subpectinata is the source of this 1827-nucleotide messenger RNA. The record is from the annotation of a GenBank genome assembly. Lineage: Eukaryota; Metazoa; Arthropoda; Arachnida; Sarcoptiformes; Oppiidae.
AUGCUUAAUUACGACAAAACAAUGAAAUUCAAAACAAAUAAUAAUGUGAUGGAAAAUAACAUGACGGCAGCAAAUACUCAGCAAAAUGAUCACAGCGGUGGUCGACGUAUGUCCAGAAGAAUGUCGCGAAAGAUGUCAUCAGUGGUGGGAGUGAUGGGAGAGGAAGGGCUCGACUUCUUGGAGAGUAUGGAAGAGUGCAAACGUGUGAUCGAGUUAUGCAUUCAGAAUGAGUUCGACAAAGCGAUCGAUAUAUGCGAGAAGUGGUCCAAAACAAGUCUCUAUCACUCGCACGGAAAAUCUCUGCUCAUGUUUAUGAAGGCUGUGCUCACACUUGAAACGUGCAAACAUAGAGCGAAGGAGAGGGAGAAGAGAAGCACUUGUCCAGAGAUAGCACAGGCGAUGGAGGCCAGCAAUGAGACGAGCACUCUGUGCGAUAAGUACCGCAAAAGUGUGUCCAUAACUAAUAGUGUCUCCAAAUACUUAUGGAAACCCAAUUACAACGAGUAUACGGAAGUGGAAAUACACGCGGAGCUGAUCCACGCCGAGAAUCUAUUGAUCAUAGCGUUGCUCACAUUCUUCAGCGACCAGAAUAUCAUGUCUCUGGUUAAGGGGGCGUUCCGUAUCCGCUCGUGUCAUAACUCCUAUAAAGAGUGUUUAGAGAUAUCUGAGACCCGAACGCAAUGGUGUAGUGAGCGGUCGAAAGUGCACUUUGUGUCGGGCGUACUGCUGGGCAACGGAGCCCUGAAUCUGGUUUUCUCGCAUUUACCCAAACGUGUGCUCAAACUUCUGGAGAUGAUUGGCUUUUCCGGCGACAGAAACACCGGUUUAGACCUAUUGUCCAAAUGCUCUCAGGACGAGUCGGGUCUGCGUUUCUACCCUGGGCAGUUAGUGAUCGCCGGCUACGAGUGCUAUAUUAAUCAGAUGUUUGGUGUGAGAAAAUCCAAUCUCGAUGUCGUCGAAGAGUUUAUCGACAAAGGGCUCGAUAAUUACGCGCAGAGCUCCUGGUUUUUAUGGUUCAGAGCGCGGAUAUUGCAGUUGAGAGGAGACAUCGACUCCGCAAUCGUUUACUUCAAUAAAUGCAUUGAAUCCCAGGAAGAAGUGAAACAAAUGCAUAACAUAUGCUAUUGGGAGCUACUCUGGUGUCACGCGGUGAAGUUUGAAUGGGAUUUGGCCGCAAAAUACGCUCAGAUACUGAAGGAUCAGUGCAAUUGGUCUGCGGCCACAUUCACGUACCAAAAGGCGACCUUUUUAUACAUGAAAAUGAUUGACGAAAACUUACCCGAAAUGCAUUCAGAAGUUUCCGAACUGUUCAGAGAAGUCCCAAAACUAAAGGUGCGAAUCGCCGGCAAAACAAUACCACCGGAAAAGUAUGUUUGCGUGAAUGCCGUCAAGUAUUUCACCCAAAACGAGUCGCUAGAAUUGAUGUAUAUCUGGAAUAUAUAUGCAAUUCUUGACCAAAACGAGUCGCUCGUCGAUCCCAUAAUCGAUAGAAUCAAUCGAUUAAUACCAAAGUAUAUAAACGAUCGCAUUUGUGAGAAAGCGAGAAAACAUCACAAAAAUGCUGAGAAGUGUUUCGCAGAGAUUCUCUAUAAUGAGAAACACAUCAAAAAAGACAAAUUCAUUCUUCCGAUGGCGUCUCUGGAGUUGGGAUUAACUAAAUUAGAUCUCGACUCUAAAACUGAGGCCAAGUAUUGGCUGAAAAAAGCCAAAAACGAUUACACGGGGUAUUUGUUGGAAACGGUGGUCCACUUCAAGGCUCACAGCGCUCUCCAAAGGAUCAAAGCCCUGAGCAAAGAGGACACGACCGCAACCGGAAGUCACAAAUAA